UCCAAACCAGACUCCUUUCUUUGAUCCCCCUUCCCGGGCAGGGAAGAGAACGAAAAUGGACCGCAGAUGGUAGUCGUGGUUGAUUCGAGGAUCUUACGCGGGUGUCUAUAUAUACAUUCCAUUCCCUUGAUUCCAAACUCAGAAAAACAUAGAAAAUCAACAAUCAAACUGAAGAAAAGCCUAAAAAGAUUGGCCUAAAGGAGAGAAAAGUAGCAAAAAAACAUCAAAGAAAUGGCAGAGAAUGGAAUUAAACACCAAGAGGUUGGCCACAAGAGUCUUUUGCAAAGUGACGCUCUUUACCAGUACAUACUUGAAACCAGUGUAUACCCAAGAGAGCCAGAAUCCAUGAAAGAGCUCAGGGAGGUGACUGCUAAGCAUCCAUGGAAUUUAAUGACAACAUCAGCGGAUGAAGGACAGUUCUUGAACAUGUUGUUGAAGUUGAUUAAUGCUAAAAAUACAAUGGAGAUUGGAGUUUACACUGGCUACUCCCUCCUUGCUACUGCCCUUGCUAUCCCCGAUGAUGGAAAGAUAUUAGCAAUGGACAUUAACAGGGAAAAUUACGAAAUAGGAUUGCCCAUAAUAGAAAAGGCCGGUGUGGCUCACAAAAUUGAAUUUAGAGAAGGCCCUGCUUUGCCUGUUCUUGAUCAAUUGGUUGAAGAUAAAAAGAAUCAUGGCACAUAUGAUUUCAUAUUUGUGGAUGCUGACAAGGACAACUACAUUAACUAUCACAAAAGGAUAAUAGAUUUGGUGAAAGUUGGUGGUUUGAUUGGGUACGACAACACCCUAUGGAAUGGUUCUGUGGUGGCUCCACCCGAUGCACCAAUGAGGAAAUACGUAAGGUAUUACAGGGACUUUGUAUUGGAGCUUAACAAAGCCCUAGCCGUUGAUCCUAGGAUUGAGAUUUGUAUGUUACCUGUUGGUGAUGGCAUUACCUUGUGCCGCCGCAUCAGCUGAUCAUUCCAAUAUUCUUUUGUUUCUUUUUUAUUUCUAAGUAUAAAAAAAAAAAACCUUUUCUUUUUUGUUUCUCUUUUGGUUUAUAAUGUAAGGGAGGACUUCCUUUUGAGCUA
Nicotiana tabacum (common tobacco) is the source of this 1067-nucleotide messenger RNA. Its product is annotated as caffeoyl-CoA O-methyltransferase 5-like. NCBI's taxonomy places the organism in Eukaryota, Viridiplantae, Streptophyta, Magnoliopsida, Solanales, Solanaceae. Gene Ontology annotation, molecular function: S-adenosylmethionine-dependent methyltransferase activity; O-methyltransferase activity. The record is from RefSeq and is a predicted model, not a curated record.